This is a messenger RNA of Sungouiella intermedia, 387 nucleotides long. The record is from the annotation of a GenBank genome assembly. NCBI's taxonomy places the organism in Eukaryota, Fungi, Ascomycota, Pichiomycetes, Serinales, Metschnikowiaceae.
AUGCCUUCAGUUGCCAUUGAAUUCUGUGCAAAAUGUAAAUGGCACAAUAGAGCCAUCUGGUACACACAAGAGGUUCUUCAGACGUUCAGUGAUCCCGAGAAGAACUUGGUGACUGAGGUUAGUGUUCGACCACGUUAUGACCAGCCUGGUCUUUUCCAGGUGUUGGUGAGCCGAAAUGGCGAUGAGAAGGUUAUCUACAGACGAAAAAUGAAGAAAACGGAAGAGAAACAAGACGAAGAUUUCUAUUAUGAUGGAUUCCCAGACUCCAAGCUCUUAAAGCAGCUUAUAAGGAACGAGUUGUUUCCAGAGCAAGGUUUGGGGCAUGUGGAUAAGCACAAUGACGACAAUUUGUUGACCGUGUGCAAACCUUGCCAGGACAAUGAGUAG